AUGUCAAGAAAAUUGGCAGAAGUAACCUCAAAGAAAGCUCCUCAAAAGCCUGUAGUUGAGAUUCGUAUGACAGAAGAUGAAAUAAAAGACUGUAAAGAAGCUUUUGAUAUUUUUGAUAGUGAUAUCUCAGGCACGAUCUACUAUUUGUUAUGUACUUAAUUUCUGAUAGGAAUUCUGGCCUGAAUACUGAUCAGAACGAUAGCUCACACUAUAACGUCACCAGCUGACAUCUUAGCUACUUAGGGACUUGCUGUCCGGUUCCAUCCUCGAUCUUCCAGGUUUCAGAGUCUUUCUCUUCAGUUGUUGCCGAUGGCAUGUGGAAGCUCAUGCCGUUAGAGUACGUAGGUUUGCGACUUGCUCACCACUUGCUUCAUCUCAGCCUUCACUGAUUCUACUCCAGCGUUUUGUCUUGACCCUCUGCAUGACACCUGUUGCCAGAUGCUGCGGUAGGAAAAAGCCCUUUUACUCAGGCACUAUCAACCCGAAAGAAGUCCAAGCUGCUAUAAAUUCACUUGGAGAUGAUCGAACCAAUACCAUUUUCAGACUUUUAGCUGGAAUUGAAGAAUUGGGUGCAGAAAUUGAUUUUGAUGCAUUUCUGGCUCAUAUUAAUGAGAGACUAGGCCAUAGGAAUUCAAAAGAAGGAAUUCAAAGAAUUAUGGAUCUUUUUGAUUCUGAAGGAACUGGGACAAUUACAGUUAAAAAUCUUGCAAGAGUUUCAAGGGAGCUGGGGGAAAGCAUGACUGUUGAGGAGCUGACUGAAGCUAUUGAAAAAGUCUCAACAAAGGGAGCAGAGCUCACCUUUGAUGACUUUUAUAAAGUUAUGACUAAGAAAAUAUAUGGAUAA
Messenger RNA from Blepharisma stoltei, 844 nucleotides. NCBI's taxonomy places the organism in Eukaryota, Ciliophora, Heterotrichea, Heterotrichida, Blepharismidae. The record is from the annotation of a GenBank genome assembly.